Cyclocybe aegerita is the source of this 465-nucleotide messenger RNA. NCBI's taxonomy places the organism in Eukaryota, Fungi, Basidiomycota, Agaricomycetes, Agaricales, Hemipholiotaceae. The record is from the annotation of a GenBank genome assembly.
AUGAAGCUCCUCUCUCUCGUUACUCUCCCUUUUGUUGCCGGAGCGCACACCGCCCUCGUCAUUCCUCAACUCCAGAUGCGAGGCGUUCCACGGCUAUUCACGGGCGCUCCGGAACCCAGCAACCUUCCUGUGGAGGUGCCCCAACUCGGCUCCACUCUCGGAGACGCUGAGAUUCUAGAAGACCUUUGCGAGAGCGGCGGAAAGAAUGCUAGCAUCGCUGUCAAGUACCUGGGGCCCGAUGGAAACAACACCACCCUAUAUAAUUUCGGCGAUUGCAUCCUGUACGAAAGGGAAGGCUACCGCUCUGGGGCGGCGAGAUUCUGCCAGACGUGCCUCAGCUACGGACAUCCGAGUCCUGAUUGCUCUGGGGGUUCUACUCUGACCCUUCCAAUCACGAAUCCCAAGGGCCUCGUGCUUCCCGACACCGACGGUGGCUUCAAGUUCCUCCAGCAGAGUGCGACUUAA